CAGGCUGAUGAAUCGAGCGACGAGUAAUCGCUCAUCAGUUAUUCUUCGGCCCAGCUGAGUGUAGCAACUUCGUCAUGUUUGCACGCGUGGGACGUUUAAAUGAGAGGCGGUUGUGUUUUUGCACCCUAGUCCGAAUUUGGGACUAAUUUUUGUGUUGUUUUUUGAAGUGAACGUAAGAAAACAGGCGGCGAGUUUUAAGUAGUAUGCUAGCAAGACGCGGCUAAUGUGAAGCUAACGGCUAACCAUUUGGGUUCGUACUGUUUUGAUAUCGCAGUUCGUAUUGACAAUACUGACGCAUUUGUCCAGGAUAUACGAUCAUCUAUAGCAGCCCGUUUUCCCGUAAUGUUAACUCUGUUAAAUAAGCAUUAACGUAGGGAUGAUUGUCAUCACUCCACAGCGUGCCUUGCCACCUGACAGCUAACUGUUUGCUACCUGUAUACAUUACGCUGCUAGCCACGUAAACUGCUUGGUGUUGACGUUGCAGGAGCAGCUAGAAAGCCUGUCCUCCCCAGGAGCUAUUUACAUUUUAAGUGACACCCAGCAUUUAUAUUGACCCAGAAAUCAUCAGACGAAAACAACAUCGACCCAAAAUGCACUAGCUGGACUUGAAAGGGUGGCCAACUGGUUUCCUGGAUCUGUUGCUUGGAUCGGAUGAUGAAGCGGGUCUUCUGGCUGCUUUCAGGCUUAAACAGAAGAAUGAUGAAGCUACUUUUUGCUCUCGCUUUGAUCGCGUACAUUGCCUCUGUUUGGGGAACGUAUACAAACAUGAGGUCAAUACAAGAAAAUGGAGAUGUGAAGAUUGAGCAGAAAAUUGAUGAAGCUGUGGCUCCUUUGAGAGAGAAGAUUCGUGACCUGGAACAGAGCUUUUCACAGAAAUAUCCACCGGUGAAAUUUCUCUCAGAAAAAGAUCGAAAAAGAAUUUUGAUCACAGGAGGGGCUGGGUUCGUGGGUUCCCAUCUGACUGACAAACUGAUGAUGGAUGGCCACGAGGUGACCGUGGUCGACAACUUCUUCACAGGGAGAAAACGAAACGUGGAGCACUGGAUCGGUCACGAGAAUUUCGAACUCAUCAAUCAUGAUGUGGUGGAGCCGCUUUAUAUAGAGGUGGACCAGAUCUACCACCUAGCAUCUCCGGCCUCCCCUCCUAACUACAUGUACAAUCCCAUCAAAACACUCAAGACAAACACAAUUGGUACUCUGAACAUGCUCGGGUUGGCAAAACGAGUGGGUGCAAGACUUCUGCUGGCCUCUACAUCUGAAGUUUAUGGAGAUCCAGAGGUGCAUCCCCAAAACGAGGACUACUGGGGCCACGUGAACCCAAUCGGUCCUAGAGCUUGCUACGACGAGGGGAAGCGUGUAGCAGAGACGAUGUGCUACGCCUACAUGAAGCAGGAAGGUGUGGAGGUGAGAGUGGCAAGAAUCUUCAACACGUUUGGUUCCCGGAUGCACAUGAAUGACGGACGGGUCGUCAGUAAUUUCAUCCUUCAGGCGCUACAAGGAGAACCUCUCACUGUGUACGGUACCGGAUCCCAAACUAGAGCCUUCCAAUAUGUAAGGUAGGAGAUUAAGCUUUUCUUUUGCAUUUUAAUCCCAAAUAUUGAACCAUUUAGUAUCAUAGUGUAAAGAUUUUUACCAUCCAUAGUUGGUGUUUUUUUUUUUUUUCUAACAUUGUAUUUGGUAGUUUUGUUCCCUAAAGAUUCACUGGUGUAAAACAGUUUUUGUUGCCCCCCCUUUUUGAUGUAUAGAUUAAAUGGGACAUACUGUUAUGUUGUUCAGUGAAUUCCUUGAAGGAAUUUAUAAUCGGUGUUGAGUCAGACUGAAACAGCUUCAGGUCUGAGUCAGAAAUAUCAAUAUUUUCCAGGUUCAGACAGUAGCUAUCGGUUUGCUUGUGGAGGACGAGGAGAUUAAUUUCAACAAUUUGACAGAGAGAGAUCAGAGACACAGAGCAUUUGAAGUCUUCCUAUCUCAUCAAACCAUGUACCUGCAGCCCUGUGUGACAUUUGUGUCAACAGCGUUUGGUGAACUUUUAUAUUAAUGCAUUUUAUUAAAAACAAUAUUUUAAAAAAUGAGGCCUUUUGGUUCCCCUGACCUCAGAUUAAAAAAAAAAAAUAGAUUAACGCCCAGUUAAACUUGUCAAGAGUGACAUGGUGACAUUUCUGGAGUUUUGUUUUAUUUGUUCAAUAUAAAAAGAUUUCUACACUGUAAAACUGUAAUUAUACUUUGGACAUCUAAAUCAGAAUGGCUUAGAAAAUGCAUUCAUGUGAUAAGUUUGAUGCAUGGAGCAAAAAGAUCAUCUGCUCUCAGUUGUUUGUUAGCUGUGUUUGUAUUAAAUAUUUUCAUGUUUAUUUUGCUCUGUUGGCUCGGAAAAAAACAGUUGAUGUUUCAUUUGUACCUCAAGGGAAGGAGUGCUGCUUAUGAAAAAGGUCAUUUUGAAAGGCCCAAUUUCUUUGUGUGUGUUUUUGUUUGGAUUCCAGCCUUUAGUUUGCCAGUUCUCAUGGCAUUUCCAAAACAGAAUUGGGGUCUUGAGUGUGUGAAUUUGUCUCCAAGUAAAGCUGCAAAAACAAAUACUUAAAACUUACUUAGACGAGUGCUCUAAAAACCUGAGACUUGACUUUGACCUGAGGUUUUCAACAAGAUAAGAGUAGCUCAACCAGUCAACCUUUCACUGUCAGUAAGCCGACGGAAAUGUGCAAGGUUUGGUGUUCAUGGGUGCGCUUGACUUAACAACAGGUCCUACUCAUAAAUCAUUGAUUAAAAAGUUCAUGCUUGGCUGUAGCUUUAUGAUAAGAACCACACAUAACUCACUACCAGAAUCCAUUUCCUGACUCAUGGACUGACCUUAUUGUUACAAAGUUUCCAGUUCUUCAAAAUAAAAGCAUUGUUGGUUCAGAAAACUGAUAACUUGUUUCACGUUUUACAAGUUUUAUCUCAUUGUGAGUGCACUUAUAUAUCUUAAUGGGAUAAAUAUUGUAUCUUAGUUGAUUUCCAAAACCGGUUCAAAUGUUCUGUAGGGCUGCAUUCUGGACCAAAUAUCAAUGUGUCCAAGAUUAUAGUAAUACGACUGCUUCAACACAAUACUUGGUAGGUUAUUAUCCUUUAUAUACCAUACCUGCGCACUCUGUACGUUGCACAAUUGGGCUGUUUGAAUGGACACAAGCUGCAGCUCUGAUGUCAAACAAAAGAUCACAACAUGUUUAAUCAAUAAGUCCCAGCUAAUGAUUUUUGGCCCAGUAAUCAUGUUCUAUCAAGGACAAACAUGUCUUUUCAAUAAAGUAAUGACUGAAGCACCUUAAAAGCUAAUUGGGGACAUAUUAUUGUAAAUUACAGCUUUUCUUUGGACAACAAACAAUUAUGCUCAGAAAUACCACAAACUAACUUGAGCCACUUUUCGAUGGAGGGCGAGGGAUGGGGGGGGGGCGGGUUUCUGCGUUUAAGUUCCGAAAAUUGUUUUGAUUUACAAGUCGGCCGCAACCGUCUUAUUGGAUUAGGGAACAAAGCAGUUUUCCUGGAACAGUACGAAAUAAAAUGGCCACAAUCGAUUCAGUCUGUUAAUAACCAGGAGCCUCUAAAUUACUGCAGGCACAAUGUGUUUCUUGUUGCACCUCAUCCAUCUACGCAUUUAUUUCAGAUAUAAUUACCAAGAACUACAGCAUAGCAUUCGGUAGCCUAAUAUUCAGCGUCGGUUCAGUGACAAAGAGCUCCUAAAGGUUUUAGUAAUGAGCGUGUUGCAUAAGGCCAUCUGCUCAGAGCUUGAGUAUCAUCUCAGAUUUCGUCCAUUAAAUUAAAUGUGUAGCUUGGCAGUCAAUACAGCGAUGUUAUCUUCCUCUGGUAUUCCAAGUGAACUUUCAUAAGCAGAGACUCUUCUUUCACUCAACCAUCAUAUCUGUGUCAAUUAACCACUCUGCUCCCUUUUAAGCCUUUUCAGAUGCAGUUUAAAGCAAAAAUAUGUUCUAUUUUUAAAGCAGUAAAACAACAAAUACCAGUGAAUAGAAUUUGAAAAGCCUUAGAGAGAUCUGUUUGAAUACUUGGCUCAGAGAUCAAAACGAUUCAACAUUUUAGAUGCUAGAUGACAACAGAUCUCGGUAGGAAAAACUGCUUAAAUGUUGCACCAGAAUAAGAUUGUGCAACAGGCACUAAGUGGUGCUAAGUUCAAUUUUUAUGAUAGCUAUACUUUCAUUUGUUGACUACUUUUAGUACUUUUCUUUUGUUCUCCAUUUUUUUAUGAGAUGCUUCACUGCCCCCUCUGGAAACUUAGAGUAUUAUGGAAGUGUAACUUUUCAAGUUAUCUCUUAUUUUGCUUAAAUAGGAGAUAAUUUGAGAAUUUUCCCAAAUAGCUAUUAUUCCUAUUAGUAGCUUUUGCGUUGAUUUAUAUUCAGAUAAUCUUCAUCUUUGCCAAAUCACAAUCAGAUUUUUUUUAUACCUAUUUAAAUAAUCAUUUUGACUUUUAUGUUGCUGACAGAAGAAUUCGCACACCGAUUCUUUUCAACUCUUUAGAUCCCUUUACUGCUGGGUUUUUAAGUUCUUGAACUGGGUCUAACUGCGAUUAGAAAUAAAAACACAAGGCGCUGUCAUUCCUACUUUCUGGUAUUUUGUGAAAUUAGGGUAGAGUAGUUCGUAAAACUGAUGUUUCUCCAGAUGCUUCCGAUUUUAACUGAUCCAAUGUCGUCAGGAUGCCAGAAAAACAGUGAAAAUAUCCCUUUUGCGUCAAAGACACUUUCAUUGUUGUCAUAAAUUCUAGAGGAAAAACAUCUAAUAGUUCAUCUCUUUACUACACGUCUGUGGUUCUGCUAUUCAGGUUUGUUGUUUAUGAAAUCUGAUUAUGAUUGUUUAUGAUUUAGUUUCUUUGAGUCAGUUUUCCCGUGAUUUGUGAAAGUAGCCUUCAGAAAUCAGUUAUCAGUGAA
Messenger RNA from Poecilia latipinna (sailfin molly), 4901 nucleotides. Its product is annotated as UDP-glucuronic acid decarboxylase 1. NCBI's taxonomy places the organism in Eukaryota, Metazoa, Chordata, Actinopteri, Cyprinodontiformes, Poeciliidae. Gene Ontology annotation, cellular component: cytoplasm. The record is from RefSeq and is a predicted model, not a curated record. The transcript is spliced from 11 exons. Gene Ontology annotation, biological process: D-xylose metabolic process. The coding region runs from base 652 to 1560 and encodes 302 amino acids. Gene Ontology annotation, molecular function: UDP-glucuronate decarboxylase activity; NAD+ binding.